AUGCGUCUCACUCAAGCUGCUGUCGUUGCCAUUCUGGCCUUUACUGCCGCAGCGACGCCGAUCGCCGUCCGUGGAGAUGACGCAAAGGCCACUGAGGAGUAUCAAAGGUGCUGUGAGCAACGCGACAAGUACGACCAUAGCAAGAUCUGCAUCCCUCCAAAGGUGGAUGUUCCUCAUGUACCCGAACCUAUAGGGGAUGGCAAAGAACAUGGAGAUAAGGACGAGCACGACGACGGAAGCUACAAGCCCAACAAGCCACAGCCAGACCCUCCAGUCAAACCAGAAGAAGAUAAAGAUGAAAACGAUGACGGUGGCUAUGAGCCCCAUCCACCUAAGCCUCAACCAGAGCAUCCACCCCCGAAGCCGGAGCACCCGACUCCUCCAAAGCCAGAACAUCCACCUCCAAAGCCAGAACCACCUAAGCCAGAGCAUCCUAAGCCAGAGCAUCCUAAGCCAGAACCACCCAAGCCAGAACCUGAGCAUCCCAAGCCAGAGCCUCCGAAACCAGAGCAUCCACCUCCAAAGCCGGAGCAUCCCAAACCAGAACCCCCCAAACCAGAACCCCCCAAGCCAGAACCCCCCAAGCCAGAACCCCCCAAGCCAGAGCAUCCUAAGCCAGAGCCUCCAAAACCAGAGCAUCCCAAGCCAGAGCCUCCAAAACCAGAGCAUCCCAAACCAGAGCCUCCGAAACCAGAGCAUCCACCUCCAAAGCCGGAGCAUCCCAAGCCAGAACCCCCCAAACCGGAACCCCCCAGGCCAGAACCCCCCAAGCCAGAGCACCCAACUCCUCCCAAGCCGGAACAUCCACCCCCAAAGCCCGAACACCCAGUUCCUCCUAAGCCACAACCUGAGCAUCCCGCUCCUCCCAAGCCGCAGCCCGAGCACCCGCCUCCAAAGCCCGAGCACCCCACUCCUCCUAAGCCGCAGCCCGAACACCCAGCCCCUCAGCCGGAGAAGGAGGAGGAUGAUAAGCCAGAUCCAGCACCACAGCCAAAGCCCGUCCCGGAAGCCGAUCAACACGGUUACUACACUUUUGGGGAGGAGAUCAGCCUCAAGUGUGAGGGCGGUAAGAUCGUGGUCAAGGGUCACAAGUAUUAA
Molecule: messenger RNA, 1098 nt
Organism: Alternaria alternata
Lineage: Eukaryota; Fungi; Ascomycota; Dothideomycetes; Pleosporales; Pleosporaceae
Exons: 1
Coding region: 1-1098 (365 amino acids)
Source: RefSeq, a predicted model, not a curated record